AACCCCGGAAGAGGUUUCUCUUCUCUUUCUAUUCUCUGGGAUGGCGGCAAGCGGGCAAGAGAGACCAGGGGAGAAGAGAAGCGCCGAGGAGGAGCCGGUUCUGUCCCUGCAGGAUGUGCUGGAGGAGGACGAUGCCCUGCAGGACGAGGCGUGUGCAGUGCUGGGAGGGAGCGACGCCGAGAAGUGCUCCUACCCCGAGGGCUAUGUGAAGAGACAAGCGUUGUAUGCGUGUAAUACCUGCACCCAGGACAAAGAGGAGCCCGCUGGCAUCUGUCUGGCCUGUACAUACAAGUGUCACGAAGGCCACGACCUGUUCGAGCUAUACACAAAGAGGAACUUUCGCUGCGACUGCGGAAAUGCAAAAUUUAAACAGCUGGAGUGCAAAUUAUAUCCCGAUAAGGAGAAAUACAACACAACAAAUAAAUACAAUGACAAUUUCUUUGGUCUGUACUGCACCUGUAAGAGACCAUAUCCCGAUCCAGAGGACGAGACCCCAGAUGAGAUGAUCCAGUGUGUAGUCUGUGAGGACUGGUUUCAUGGCCGGCACCUGGGGGCAGUUCCACCGGAGCAUGAAGAGUUUCAGGAGAUGGUGUGUCAGGGCUGUAUGGAUCACUGUUCAUUUCUAUGGGCCUAUACUGCCAAGUUAGCAGUUCCUGGUGUCACCAAGAUUAUCAAAGCAGAAACAGAGAGUGAAGAUGUUACAGUUGAUGAUUGUCCUACGGAAACAACGGACACUCAGAAUGGUCCAACAAUAAAAAGUGAAGAAGUGAAGGUGGAGAUAUCAAAGCUGCCUGAUGUGAAGGAGGAAGAAAAGCCAAGCUGUCCAUCUACCAGUGCCAGCAGUGAUCAGAAAUAUUGUAACGGUGAAACGUCUCGGGAUGUGAAGACCAACAUUAAACUCAACACUGUGUGCAAACUUGAAGAAUACAGAACAGCCCAGGGGCCCGACACCAACACUGCCACCUACUGGCCGAGCAGCUGGCGGAGUCAACUCUGCAGAUGUGCAGGAUGCAUGAAAAUCUACACGGAUUUGGAUGUUCUCUUCCUGCUGGAAGAAUGCGACACAGUUCAGGCCUAUGAAAAUAAAGGGAAAUCGGAGGAGCAAGAGGCUAGAGACCCUUUGAUGACCGCACUCAGCGGCAUGAACCGCGUCCAGCAGGUGGAGCUGAUCUGCGAAUAUAACGACCUGAAGACAGAGCUGACAGAUUAUCUGAAGAGAUUUGCAGAGGAAGGGAAGGUUGUCAAGAGAGAAGACAUUCAGAAGUUCUUUGAAGACCUGCGCUCCAAGAAGCGGAGACGGGUGGACGGCAUGCAGUACUAUUGCAGUUAGCCUCAGCAUUCCGAAUCGGGGGCCGGGACCGUAGUCCCGUACUAUGCUAUAAACUCU
Nanorana parkeri is the source of this 1387-nucleotide messenger RNA. It is a transcript of the gene UBR7, whose product is annotated as ubiquitin protein ligase E3 component n-recognin 7 (putative). Gene Ontology annotation, cellular component: cytoplasm. The coding region runs from base 41 to 1330 and encodes 429 amino acids. The record is from RefSeq and is a predicted model, not a curated record. Gene Ontology annotation, molecular function: zinc ion binding; ubiquitin protein ligase activity. Lineage: Eukaryota; Metazoa; Chordata; Amphibia; Anura; Dicroglossidae. The transcript has 11 exons.